This is a messenger RNA of Acanthoscelides obtectus, 2379 nucleotides long. The record is from the annotation of a GenBank genome assembly. Lineage: Eukaryota; Metazoa; Arthropoda; Insecta; Coleoptera; Chrysomelidae.
CGAUAGAUGGCGAAGUCUGUUAUCUCUGUGUGCUGUAACUUCAAUUUGUCAUUUUAAAUUUCAUUUUCGUUUAAAUGUCGUAUUUAAAGAAAAUUCUCAAUCCCAAAUCAAUACUACGUGCUGUGAGCAACUUUCACAAAAGUAGUAAAAUAACGGAAAAAUAUUCCAACCUCCUCGCAACAGGAGUAUUAAGGAACGUCAACCAGAGCAAGAUCGGCAAUUUGAGAUACUUGCUGGUCUUUACAUCAGGCCUAAUCAGCUACAAAAUAUAUAAUGAUCACUUUUCGAUCAUUCCCACUAUCUCUGCUUUCACUGGUCAAAAAUUGGCUGGGAGACGGAAACAGUACAACUUCAUAGCGGAUGUUGUUGAGACUUCUGCUCCAGCAGUGGUUUAUAUAGAAAUAAAGGACUCUAGAAGGACAGAUUUCUUCACUGGGAGGCCAAUAACCAUUUCGAAUGGUUCAGGUUUCAUUAUUGAAGAAAAUGGGUUGAUUUUAACAAAUGCUCAUGUGGUUACAAACAAACCGCAUGCCAGAGUUGAGGUAAAACUUAUUGAUGGUAGAGUAUUCAACGGAAUAGUAGAAGAUAUUGACCUAAAAAGUGACUUGGCUAAGGUCAGGAUCCCUGCAAAAAAUUUACCUGUUAUGAAGUUGGGAAAUUCUGCAGAUUUGAAACCAGGAGAAUUUGUAGUUGCUAUUGGUAGUCCUUUAGCAUUAAGUAACACUGUAACAUCAGGAGUUGUUAGUUCUACACAUAGGGCAUCAGCAGAGUUAGGAUUGACAGGAAAAGAUAUGGUAUAUAUUCAAACUGAUGCUGCUAUUACUUUUGGUAAUUCUGGUGGUCCACUUGUAAAUUUAGAUGGAGAAGCUAUAGGAGUGAACAGCAUGAAGGUAACAGCAGGUAUAUCAUUUGCCAUACCAAUUGACUAUGUGAAAGCUUUCUUGGAAGAAACAGUAUCCCAUAAGAAACCUGGAGAUAAACCAAAAAGGCUAUAUGGGGAUUACCAUGUUGACAUUGACACCUCAGAUUAUCCACGAACUCCAACAGAGGAACCAUGAGAUACCAAGAGACAUUCAAGGUGGCGUUUUGGUGUGGAAGGUCGUCUUUGGGUCACCAGCACAUAAUGGUGGUCUACAGCCAGGGGACAUAGUGACACAUAUAGAUGGCAAGCCAGUCAGAGAUUCUAAUGAUGUGUACGGCAUUUUGACAAAUACACAAACCAAAAAAAUUCGUCUGAAUGUUAGUAGAUACGGGAAAAAAAUGGAUGUAACUGUGGAACCUGAAGACAUUAAUUAAAGAACCAAGUCCAGAUCAACAAGAACUUUUAACAUCUGUUACACAAUAUUCUAAACUGGAUGUUGCAACAAUAGGAUUUUAAAAGGAGUUUUUAGGAACUAUAGCAAAAUCCUGAGAGCUUUUAUAUGAAGUAUUUUUAUUAAAAUUAUAACUAUCUUUUCUUCUUAUUUCUAACUUCUGUCCAUCCAUCUUCAUCCAUUGGAGUUUCAUUAACUGUAGGUAAACUUGGAGGUCUUUGAUUUGUUGUUGGUCUAGCAGUUGAUGUAUUUUGUUCUUCUUCAUCUUCACUAGAUGAACUGGUCUCUAGCUGAAACAAUAAAUUAUUAUCUUAUAAUAAUAGAAAAUAAAAAUAUUGGUUGUCAAACUAUAAAAAAGUAAUUUAAAAAAACUUAUAGCACUUGUUCUUGCAAAAUGGCCACUAAUUCAAAACUUGAAUGCAUAUGAACAUUUUUAUGUUUACCUUUUAAAAAACUUACCAUGGUUUUCUUCACUUGUUCAAUAUUACUCUUUAACCAUUCUGCAUUUAUUGUUGGCAGUUUUUGAUACUCGGUUUCACAGUCUUGUAGAUUGCCAUCUCUUAAUAGUUUCAAGAACUUGUGAAGUACAACUGCUACUUCUGAAAAGAAUAAAGGAUUAUUAAAAAGAUUGAAGUUUUAAGUUAAGGGUUGCAUGAAUCCAGCAAUUAAACUGUCAAUUCAUUCAAGAAUAAGCUGGAUAAGGAACUAGAAGAAAAGGCAGUAUGUAUUGCGUACCAUCCAGUAUGAGGAAAAAAGACCACACAACAGUGUCAUCAGACUUUUCUGCUUAGUGUUGUAGUGCUAAACUAAUGAUCUAACCCAAGCUAAGGGUGUUAACUGCCCUCAUAGCAUUAGGUUCUGUUCAUUUGAUUAAGGUUUUAUAAGCUUUAACAGAUUUCAAUAUAACAUAAGUAGUGAAAGGACCCAUGUUUUCCAAAAUUUUUAUCAGUGGAAUAAACAUUUUUAAAACGACACAUACCCUCUGGUGCCUGGAAAAGCAAUUGAUGUAUGGGUGAUCAUAAAAUUCAUCAUUUCUCCACAAUAAAAAUGUAAUGUUACUUAGUCC